Messenger RNA from Pocillopora verrucosa, 6849 nucleotides. RefSeq names its product kinesin-like protein KIF13A. Lineage: Eukaryota; Metazoa; Cnidaria; Anthozoa; Scleractinia; Pocilloporidae. Gene Ontology annotation, molecular function: microtubule motor activity; ATP binding; microtubule binding. Gene Ontology annotation, biological process: microtubule-based movement. The record is from RefSeq and is a predicted model, not a curated record.
GAUAUGGCGCCGCGUGUGAGUAGAAAACUAAGAGUGAAAAUAUCCUGUCAGUCUUAGAAUGAAUGAAAAACAUUAAGCGGAAGGUUUAAUUUAUGGCGUCGUGAGGUUCCCAAAUCUUCUUAACUGGAAGCCGAUGGUGUGGUAAUACUGCGAUCAGUCCAGAAUGAGCUCUAAAGUUAAGGUGGCUGUUCGUGUCAGGCCAUUUAAUCGGCGAGAGAUCGAUUUGGGAACAAAAUGCGUGGUAGAUAUGGACGAUACGCAAACGAUAUUGUUUUCAUCGGCCUCGAGAGACAGGAAGAACACAAAGACUUUUGCAUUUGAUCACUGCUUUUGGUCAAUGGAAGAAAGUAACAACAAAUAUGCAAGCCAAGAAAAAGUUUACAAGUGUCUUGGUGCAGAUGUUUUGGAGAAUUCCUUUGAGGGUUACAAUGCCUGUAUUUUUGCUUAUGGACAAACAGGAUCAGGAAAGACAUACACCAUGAUGGGAAGCCAGAACCAGACAGGCCUGAUUCCCAGACUGUGUAAUGAACUGUUUGAUCGGAUUUCAAGUAAUGAAGAUGAGAACAUCACAUACAAAGUGGAAGUCUCCUAUAUUGAGAUCUAUAAUGAGAAAGUCAGAGAUUUGUUGUGCCCCAGAGGAAACCAAGCAACACUAAGAGUGCGAGAACACAAGAUUUUAGGGCCAUAUGUUGAAGGACUCACAAAGCUUGUUGUGUCAUCCUUCAAGGAUAUUGAGAAUCUAAUGAUUGAAGGAAACAAGUCCAGAACUGUUGCUGCUACCAACAUGAACACAGAGAGCAGCAGAUCACAUGCAGUGUUCAACAUUGUGCUCACAAGAUCCGAGUACGAUAAAGAAACAGAGUCUAUUGGUGAAAAAGUGAGCAAACUAAGUCUUGUAGACUUGGCAGGCAGUGAAAGGGCCAGUAAGAGUGGGGCUGAGGGAGAGAGACUUAAAGAGGGCAGUAACAUCAACAGAUCCCUGGUUACUCUGGGUCAAGUUAUUUCAAGUCUCGCUGAGUCUGGAGGUAAAGGAAAGAAGGCUCUUCAUGUGCCAUACAGAGAUUCAGUUCUUACUUGGCUAUUAAAGGACAACCUUGGUGGCAAUAGUAAGACAGUGAUGGUGGCCACAGUAAGUCCUGCUGCAGAUAAUUAUGAGGAGACCCUCUCUACAUUAAGAUAUGCUGACAGAGCAAAACGUAUUGUUAACCAUGCUGUGGUGAAUGAAGAUCCAAAUGCAAAGAUUAUCCGUGAAUUGCGUGAGGAAGUUGACCGUCUUAAGAGAAUGCUUGCAGCUAAAAUUGCUGGGAAGUCGCACAUUGUUGAACCUGGAGAGACCACCAUUGAGAUUAAAGAAAUGUUGUCUGAGAGUGAGAAGUUGAUGAGUGAGUGUACAAUGACAUGGGAACAGAAGGAGAAACAGACAGAAAAAAUUCAGCAGGAAAGACACAAGGCUCUUGAAGAGAUGGGAAUCUCAGUGCAAUCAUCAGGAAUUGCAGUGGAAAAGUCCAAGUUCUAUCUGGUCAAUUUGAAUGCUGAUCCCUCAAUGAAUGAACUGCUUGUUUACUAUUUAAAGGAACAUACUAUUGUUGGAAGACCCGAUGCCACACAUGCCCCAGAUAUUCAACUGGGCGGGCUUGGAAUAUUACAGGAGCAUUGUCAGCUUGAUAUAGAGGGCAAUGAAGUGUAUGUUACACCGCUAGCCAAAACAGGCACGUGUGUUAACGGAAGACUUGUGGAAGAGAAGACGCAGCUCAAACAUGGAGAUCGUAUUCUGUGGGGGAACAACCAUUACUUCAGAAUAAACUGUCCCCGUCUACCAGGAAGUGAACAGCAAGUGGAACAAACGGUUGAUUUUCAAUUUGCCCAGACGGAGUUGAUGAUGAAUGAAAUGAGCGCAGGGCCCCUCAAGGAAUCUGUCAAAGCUCUUGAAGAGCAAUAUAAAGCUGAAAAACAAGGAGCCUUAGACAGGCAACGUCAAAUGUACGAAGAAAAGAUUGAGGAAUUACGAAACCAAAUGGUUCCAAUGGGGCGGCAGAGUAUGGGAGAGCGUACAGUCAGCAUCAGCUCUUUUAGUUCGGGAUACGGAUCAUCAAGGAUGUCAUGGUGUGAUGACAGCAGGGAGAAUCUGAUUCAGUUUGAAAGAAAACCCUUGGUGCUCAGAGAGGAAGUGAUCAAAGCCAACACUCUCGUCAGGGAAGCCAACCAGUUGAGUGAGGAGAUGGGUAAAGAAACAGAAUUUGCCGUGACGCUUCAGAUUCCAACAUCGAGUUUAAGUUUUGGCCGGAGCAGACCUGGAUUCAGUAGUGAAGUUGCCAUUGUUGUGAAACACAAGUCGAAAGGGACACAGAUUUGGUCCCUGGAGAAGUUGUCCAACAAAAUCUACGACAUGAGAGAUCUCUACAAUCAGUGUGUUGAAGACGAUAUUCCUUUCUCCGAAACGGAUGAAAACUUGGAUCUGUUUUUCGAGGUGGAGUGCCACACCCUGAUCGGUGUAGCUAACGUUUUUCUUGAGUGUCUGUUACACGACGUGAACCAUGAGUAUGCAGCACCGAUCAUCAGUCAACAAGGAGAGGUUUGUGGCCGGCUGAAGGUCGAGGUUUCUAGGAUUUCAGAGAAAGCUCAGAAGAAGAAGUCUAGAGAGGCUGAAGGUGACGCUGGAGAAACCUCGAGCGACGAAGAGGACGAUUUGUUAGUCAUACAUGAUGAUAAUGGUGAUGAUGACGAUGAUGAGCUGGUCAAAGGCUCGCAGAUGCAUGUAGAGGUCAAGGUUGUUGAAGCUUAUGACCUGCCCCCAGCUCUGUGCAAUUACGUGUUCUGUCAGUACAAGUUUUGGAAUGACGAUAAUACCAUUGUGGUACCCCCGAUCAAUGCCAGUAUUUCUCAGCCGGGGCCAAAGACAAACACGAUGAUUUUCGAGCAUAAGCAGUUAUUUGACAUGGAAGUUACGGACGAAUUCGUCGAGUAUGCAUCAGAGGGCUCGCUGGCCAUUGAAGUCUGGGGAAACCGAAUGAAAGGAUUUGAUUCACAAAGUAAAGUAAUGCUAAACUGGAACGUGGAACCUCAGCAAAAAGGACUUCACGACAGGUGGGGAGAACUUUUACGAAAGAUGCAGCUCUGGGUGGAAAUAUUGGAAAUUAACGAUCAAGGGGUCUAUGCACCAGUAGAACUACACAUUCAAAAAGACAAUCUAACUGGUGGAGUAUUCCAGCUUCGUCAAGGCCACUCGAGGCGAAUUGUUGUGCGCGUUCAGCCUGUGCCGAGGGCCGGUUCUCUUCCGGUUGUGUGUGACAUCAUUUCCGCUGUGUACAUUGGAAGUGUUAGUAUGAGAACCAAGAAUCAACAACCGCUGGACAGCUAUCAAGAGAAAGAUCUUGCUAUUCUGCGCGAAAAGUGGUCCACUUCUCUGAUGAAAAGACGAGAGUAUUUGGACGAGCAAAUACACUCCUUAAUCGACAAACAAGACAAAUCAGCGAGCGAUAAAGAGCGGGAGAGCUGGAUGAUCGACCAAUGGGUUUGUCUCACCGAGGAGAGGAACGCUGUCCUUGUUCCGAUACGAGGAAGUGGAAUCCCCGGUGCUCCGCCUCUUGAAGGGACUGUGCCCCUGGGAAUGGAGAAGUACAACCCUGUUAUCUUUCUGGAUUUACAGAAUGAUGAUGUGAGAAGCGGCUGUAUGGAAGAAGGAGGCCCAGCAGGAGUGGAUUCUACUUUGGUGUUCGAAAAUUCCGACCACAUGAUGGAACUACCGAUUAUAAACUACGAUCAGAAGCAGGUUUCUGCCACUGUGUUAUGGGAUUCGUCAAUUCACGACUCCGUGUUUCUUAACCGUGUCACGCAAUCACAUGAAAGAGUUUAUCUGAUCUUGAAGAUCAUCGUUCGCCUCGCAAGUCCAAUCGCGAUGGAUCUGGUCCUUCGGAAAAGAAUUUCAGUCAAAAUAUACAAGAAACAAAGCUGGAAAGACAGUUUGCUGAGAAAAAUUACAAAGGAUAUCAUAACACGGUCUGGCGUGACGUACGAACUUGUUUCACACAUUCCACGGCAACCGGGAGAGGAGACAGAAGAACGCGAGAGCCUGGCGCAAAUGGCUGCAUUAGCUGUGGGGGAGGGGGAGGAGGAGGAUGAAUCCGUGUUGAGAAAGUACAGCAAAGGAAUCUCACAUGUGGAAAGUUUGUUGGCACUCGAUCGACUCAGACAGGAAGUUAUGGUGAAGGAGAAACUGGCGGCCAUUGGAAAGCCCUUGAGGAAAUUCGCCAGUACUCCAAACUUGGCAGCUGCGUCGGGGGACCUUUCGUUCGGGUUCAGUGGAAAAGACGAUCGAUUUGAUUCACCAGAGAGUCACAAACUUUGGAAUACAAGGGCUAACAACAGAAGCGAUUUUGUUCUACCGGGGAGUUUCACAGAUCCUCGGCCAAUAAGACCAACGAAGGAGGAGAUUUUACUUGACCUCUCACAAAUGAAUGAAAAAUUCAGCUCAUCACCCACUACAUCAGGUGUUGUAUUGCGGAAUUCAGGAGGCGGAUCAUCUAACUCACGCCCCAGCUCCCUUCUCAUGGAGCUUGAGCCUCUAGAAGAGGAUGAAUCUACUCCCGCACCGAGCCCUCAAGUCAGGAAAAAUCCCAAGGCUUUGUUCGACUUCCAAGAGACUACAGGCCAAGGGUCUUCUGAAGGAACAGUCAGCCCCCUUUCAGAUGAACUUCGGGAACGUUCAGGUAGCGCCGAUACGCUAACUUGUGAAGAUCCCUCCGCGCCGACGCCAACGCCGACGGCGUCGGGUGAAGAUUUAUCGAAUCCGCCAGUACAGGCAAACGAUUUCAAAUCGAUCAGUCUGGAAAAUAACUUGAUAGUUUUUGCUUCCGAGAAGAGCAGUGCGAAGCCAAGUGUGGGGAUAACAUUACGCGGUUUAGAUGACGCUCUGGACGACGAAGAAGACGAAGAUGAACUCUCAUCGCUUCUCACACAAACUCAGGUAGAGGGGGAACCAUUGGAACUACUAGGAGAUAGCGAGGAGCAGAAUUCCAUUCCACACGAAAAGUCAAACUCUAGCAGUCGAGAGGAUCUACUGGGUUCCUUCGAGGGGGAGGAUGUGCACGAUUCGCUGGAUUCCUUGGGGGAUUUGAAAAAGGGGCAGGUUAUUUGCAUCGGAGACAAGAAAACUGGAAGGAUUAGAUAUAUUGGACCAACUGAAUUUGCCCCUGGUGUUUGGAUUGGUGUUGAAUUGGACACCCCCUCAGGAAAAAAUGACGGGUCUGUGAGUGGUCAGCGGUACUUCGCCUGUAAGCCUCGUUAUGGAUCCUUUGUAAAACCCGAGAAGGUAUUUCCCAUCGACUCUGUCAAGCGCGAACCAGCCGACCAGAAAGGCUUAGGGCGAGCCAACAGCCCUACCCAGAGUCCCGUGGUUAUGAGAAAACAAACACGUGAUAACCGACGUAAGAAUGAAUGGAAAAGAAAAUCAAACAUUUUAUUUUAAACAACUUAAUUUGUUGUAAACCACAGAUUAGAGACAAAGUUGAGGACAAUUUUCGGAAGACUAUCAGUCAUAUAUUUUUAAUCAAAACUGUUCCGUCCGGAAAACAAGCAAUCCGUAUUCAGGAAUUUGGAAACCAUUUGAAUUUAUACAUAGGAUGUGGCAAAUAGUGGACACACUGUUUGAAACCUUUUUAAUUCUCAGGUAUAUUUAGUAUUAUUCAUACAAUUAGAUGUAAAAUUAUUUCUCGUGCGGUAAUUUUGCUCUCGGAGAGAACCAAAAAAACAUUUUUGAUAAGUAUGUAGCUACGCUGCGCGCGCUGCGGGCUCCGCUAUUAGUCUGGUUUAGAAAUAAGACCUCCAGAACGUUGCGAAUCAACCAGAAAAGACGAUUGAUGGCCAGAGAUGGACAGGUUUAAAAUCGCAAACUUAAGUCGGUGGAGGCGAACAAUAAGGGUGAACAGAGAUGGUUAAGAAUGGAGAAGAUUCACUCGGGCUGAGGAUAAUGAACUGGAGAAAUGUAAAAGGAAUUUUCCAACAUUCACCAUUCGUGAGGAGCUCCUUUUGUUUAGGUUAAAGUGUAGAAACUGCUGGAAAAAUUAGUAACGUAGACGGUUCACAAAUUGCAUUUUAUCGACUUUAAUAAUCAUUUCUUAUGUGCCACAACGUUAUAUACAUUGGCAGAUCUUAAGUAAUUUUGACGGAAUGUUAGGAGCUCCAAGCUUGAAAUGAACAGAAAUGAGAUUUAGAAUUACCCGCAAGUAAAUUAUGAAUUGUACAGUUUCGAAUUCGAAUACGCGGGAAUCAGCAGUCAUUUGUGAGUGGGUAAAAUGCAGGAAGAAAUUAAGACAUGUAUUUAUUUUAAUAGUUUAAAUUUUUUGUAGCGAUUUAUAUUUAAACAAAUGGGUCUGGGCUCUCCUUGACUAGCCUCAUACACCCAAGUAUUAAGAAUACCCCUCGGGUAAGAGGACGCUGGUAUGCCCCAGGGGGACAACGUCCUAUAAUUCCCAGGGGUAGAGAUAUAACCCUGAAAACAGUAACUGCUUUUGGUAAGGAAGGGAAGGGAGUUUGUUUGUGGGGUGGGGUUGAGUGGCCUAAAGCCGUUGUUGUCCAGAAUGUAACAAUUUUGGAGUUACAUUUUGACAUUACACCAACGUUUUCAUACACUGCCUUUCUCGCACUCCGACGAGAGAGGCAGGGAGCUGGAUCGAGGUUUGAUCAGAAUGGCGAAAGUUUAGAAGUGAGGGUCACAGACUUUAAGGAGAACAUGGAAUCGGAAUUCCCCUUCCCUCUUAAUAAUUCUGGAACUAAGGGAACGUUUUAUACCAUAACGAAGGUAAAUUUUAAAAAAAUAUCUAACAACGCCGAUGAAUAAAAGAAUUUAAUAUA